Molecule: messenger RNA, 800 nt
Organism: Fimicolochytrium jonesii
Lineage: Eukaryota; Fungi; Chytridiomycota; Chytridiomycetes; Spizellomycetales; Powellomycetaceae
Exons: 1
Coding region: 262-735 (157 amino acids)
Cellular component (GO): cytoplasm; nucleus
Molecular function (GO): protein tyrosine phosphatase activity
Source: RefSeq, a predicted model, not a curated record
GAGUGCUGGGAAAGGCUCCUUCGCUUGGGAAGUUGCGCCAGCACGCUCGACAUUACAGCUACGAUGAUAAAGUCAGUACGACCCACCUCAAUGCUCUCCCGGAUAUGCCAGUCUCACCGCCCCCCUCGCCGCCGCCACUUUCACUCCGCAACCCCAAACAACCCCUCGUCAUGGACUUUCACCCGCCAAGAUGAGUUGACACGUAUCAUCGACUCUCAAACACCAGGGUAGGCCCUCAUCUCAGACCCCCCCACUAAUCACAUGCAUCCCAAUGACUAUUGCUUCCGUAGUAUAGACUAUCUCCUCCUAGACGUCCGCGAGCCCUGGGACUACACCAAAUCCCACAUCACAACCGCGGUUAAUGCCCCGUACCCUCUCCUCGUCUCCAUGCCACCCCCUAUCGUAAUCGCUAAACUCGUCGAUGUCAACUCUCGCGCCGUGAAAUCAUCACAUUCGGGAGGUGACGUGAAUCGGGAGGAUGAUAAAGCGGUAUUGGCGAGGAGACUGAUUUUUCAUUGUACCCUCUCGCUUGUACGGGGUCCGACGGCGGCGGUGAAGGUUCGGUGGGCUUUGGAUACGGUGCUAAGGGAUCGGGCAAGGAGGGAGGAGGUUGGGUUAGGUGCAGGGGUUGAGAUUCCAGAGAUCAGUGUGUUGGAUGGGGGAUUUGUGGGGUGGAGUAGGCGGUAUGGCAAAGGUGGGGAGGAGGAGAGGAGGUAUUUGGUGGGGAACGCGUAGGGUGCGCCACAUUUGCGAUCAGUAAGAAUGGCGCUAACGGCGACGCCUCCAUCAUGCGCACUUCC